Octopus sinensis (East Asian common octopus) is the source of this 745-nucleotide messenger RNA. Its product is annotated as zinc finger protein 271-like. The transcript has 3 exons. The coding region runs from base 1 to 669 and encodes 222 amino acids. NCBI's taxonomy places the organism in Eukaryota, Metazoa, Mollusca, Cephalopoda, Octopoda, Octopodidae. Gene Ontology annotation, biological process: regulation of transcription by RNA polymerase II. The record is from RefSeq and is a predicted model, not a curated record. Gene Ontology annotation, molecular function: DNA-binding transcription factor activity, RNA polymerase II-specific; RNA polymerase II cis-regulatory region sequence-specific DNA binding.
AUGACUAGUGAACGGGACCUCUGGAAAUAUGCUGUGCUUGAUAAGACUCGGCAAGCGCAGAUCUGUGAUAAAUCAUUCUCUCAAAUUAGUCAAUUAACUACACACAAACGUAUUCAUGCAGGAGAGAAACUACCUACCCAUACAGGAGAGAAACCGUUUCGUUGUGAGGUUUGUGGUAAAUCAUUCUACCGAAAUAGUAACUUAAUAGAUCACAGCCGUAUUCAUACAGGAGAGAAACCAUAUCGUUGUGAUAUCUGUGGUAAAUCAUUCUCUAAAAAUGGUAGCUUAAUAUAUCACAGGCGUAUUCAUACAGGAGAGAAACCGUUUCAUUGUGAGGUCUGUGGUAAAUCAUUCUCUCAAAAUAGCGUUUUAACUUCACACAAACGUAUUCAUUCAGGAGAGAAACCGUUUCAUUGUGAUAUCUGUAAUAAAUCAUUCUCUCAAAAUAGUAACUUAAUAUAUCACAGACGUAUUCAUACAGGAGAGAAGCCAUAUCGUUGUGAUAUCUGUGGUAAAUCAUUCUCCGGAAGCAGUCAAGUUACUUCACACAAACGUAUUCAUACAGGAGAGAAACCGUUUCAUUGUGAUAUCUGUGGUAAAUCAUUCUCUCGAAAUUGUAACUUUAUGGAUCACAGACGUAUUCAUACAGGAGAGAAAGGAAAAGGGUAGUUUUUUGUUUGGUGUGUCUUUUUAAUAUUCUUGUGUUUUGUACAAAGGAAAAUACGAGUAAAGUGUUUCAAAAAUU